AUGUCUUUAGCUGACGGAGAAUACGAUAUAGAUUUGUCGAUUCUACUAAACGAUGAUAGUGUUACCAAUAGUGUCCCCUAUACUGAGCAGAUAGCUCUUAGAUACCAGUUUAUACCACCUUCGAUGGACCAUACUAAGCCGCUCACGUUGUAUCAAAAGGAUAAGCAAGCUAUUCUCAAAGCAUCGUCAACAGAGGAUGAUAAAAAUUCAAUAUUUUUUGAAGGAGCUCCUAAUCUAUAUGACAAGGAUGUUGCCAAUAAUAAGGAGUUUUACUUGACAUAUAGUGGCUCGGGAAGUACACUUCGACUAGAGCAGCUUCAGCGUUCGAUUAAGCUCAACAAGAGUAGGUCACCAAUGACGUUACAGAAGCGUGCCGAUUUGAUUGAAAAGGAGUUUGAACAGAGUCAAAAGAAGCAGAAUCAACUGCUUCUUAAAGAGGAUAAACUUGCAACAGAGAAACAGAGCUUGCCAAAUAAAGUUUUGGUAUCUACAAGCUCGCCAAAUAAAGUUUUGGUAACUACAAGCUCGCCAAAUAAAGCUGUAGUCUCUACAAGUUUGCAAAAUCGCCCACAAGUUUCCAAAAGAAAAGUCAAAGAAUUACCAACACAGAAACGGUCUACUAUUACUUCUAGAGUAUCUUCGAAACGGCCACCAACUAACAUGAAUAAAGCGCCCGAACCUCAAGAGUACAAGGAAGCGAUUAUUAGUGAAUCUGACUUUGAAGACUUGGAAGAUAAAGGGUUGGAAUUUCCCGAUAUCAACAUCGAAGAGGAGAAGCUAGAGGAAAAAAUGGAGGAAAAAGUGGAGGAGAAAGUGGAGGUGGAGGUAAAGGAAAAAGUGGAGGAGGUGGAGGUAAAGAAUGAACAAAUUAAACCAGAUCAAAAUCCUCUGGAAAUAGCCAAUUUGGAAGCGAAAAAGCUUCCAAGUCGCAAGCGGUCAAUAAAUGAUAGCAAUAUGGAGUUAGAAGACGAUUUCAAGGAUUUGGAAGAUCAACUUCAAGAGGUUCUAGUAGAAGACAAUGAUGUAGAAUUAAAGAGUGAUACUUUAGACAAAUUGAACAAUCAGUUUGUCUCAGAUGCAGAUGAUAGUGAUUUUGAAACCUUCAACAACUCCCAGCAUGUGCGAAUUAAUGAAGGGAAUCCCUCUUCAAUACGAAAGAUAUCAAAUAAUUUUAAUACCACGUUUAUUAAUGGUAAGCCCAGAAGUUUAAGAGAUUUGAUGGGGGGAGGCAAAGAUGAGGGCAGCAGCAGCGAAGAAGAGUAA
Messenger RNA from Lodderomyces oxycetoniae, 1263 nucleotides. RefSeq lists its product as uncharacterized. The transcript has a single exon. NCBI's taxonomy places the organism in Eukaryota, Fungi, Ascomycota, Pichiomycetes, Serinales, Debaryomycetaceae. The record is from RefSeq and is a predicted model, not a curated record. Bases 1 to 1263 code for a protein of 420 amino acids.